Messenger RNA from Suillus paluster, 258 nucleotides. RefSeq lists its product as uncharacterized. The record is from RefSeq and is a predicted model, not a curated record. The annotation marks the transcript as partial. NCBI's taxonomy places the organism in Eukaryota, Fungi, Basidiomycota, Agaricomycetes, Boletales, Suillaceae. The transcript has a single exon.
AUAGAUCCACAAGGAUUGUGUCUGGAUGACAAGCAAGAGUGUGCAUUGCCUGUAUUACGCUUUAAUCAUACGGGGUGGUUGCACCAGUCAUUCGCAGCGCGGAACAUCCUAUGGCAACAGGAAGAGCCAACGGAGUGGCUAAUCCAGCGGCCGUUCUCGGGCAAGAGCUUCUGUCUGAUAGACUUUGGCAGAUCAAAGGAGAUGGAUGAUUCAAACAGCAGGGCGGAGAAACAGCCUGGUGGACUUGUUGCAUCAUGA